Molecule: messenger RNA, 2274 nt
Organism: Cavenderia fasciculata
Lineage: Eukaryota; Evosea; Eumycetozoa; Acytosteliales; Cavenderiaceae
Exons: 1
Coding region: 1-2274 (757 amino acids)
Source: RefSeq, a predicted model, not a curated record
AUGAUUGAGAAAAUGGAAGAACCAACACAUGAUACUACAUUUUAUAGUCCAACAUUCAAGAGAUAUGAGACUGUAACAUUUUAUGCCAAUUUAUUGGGCAUUUUAAAACAAUAUACGACGAUUGUCGAUCAAUGUCCAUCGACCAUUAGAAAGUUGGUCUGGAAUUACAUCUUUCAGCUGUUGGGUCAACCAGCUCGUGCCUGUGACCUUCCCUUUACACCAGUUGUAAACUCUUGGCUCUCUGAAAAGUCCGUCGACUUGAUGGACAUUGAAACAUAUUUUGCCGCCUUUACCCAGGCUCAAACCGACCAUCCAACCCUCUUCCCAGACUUCCCAUCAGUCUCUGCUGCCUAUUCCAUUCCAGGUAUUUCCAGUCCAAAUACAAGUGUUAGAAUUUCUAAACAACAAUUUUCAAAUCAAUUAAAUCAAAACCAAUCAAAUAAUCAACAACAACCAUUACAACAACAACAACAAAUAAUUAAUCAAUUACAACAACAACAACAAACACAACAACAACAAAAUACAAAUAAUAAUGGUAAUUUUAAUGGUAAUAAUAAUUUAUUUAAUUUACAACAAUUACAACAACAAAUAUUACAACAACAACAACAAUUACUUCAACAAAGUUUGGCGUCUAAUCAUUCGUCAAUUGUUGCUGGUAAUAUUGGGAGCACGAUCAAUCGUCUGCAACAACAACAACAACAAGUUGCAGCAGCUGCUGCUCAACAACAAGCCCUCUUGAUCCAACAACAACAAGCUGCAGCCGCUGCAGCUGCCGCCGCUCAACAAGUUGCCCAACAACAGGCUAUUGCUGCUGCCCAAGCUGCUGCCCAACAGCAAUUGGUCAACAAGAUCAUCUCUGCGCCUCCUCCAGCCCCAUCCAACGACUUUAAGACGCCGUCUGUAUGGUCGACCGACUUGGCCUCUGUCUUUGCCCAAUUGUCAUUGUUGCAACACUGGAGUGAAAAGUUGGAUCGACUCAAUCCCAAACAAAAGGAAGCUAUCUGGAGCACUUGCAAGAAUUUUACUUAUUUCCGUAAUUAUGACAAGUCAUCGUUUGCCAGCACUCUCCAACUAUGGGUCAAGGAUCUCGUUCCCCAUCUCGGACACAUUACCGUCUUGUUUGCUGCUAUUGGAUAUCUACGUGAAUUCAAUAUCAUCACACAUGAUUUCAAUUAUGCCAAUUCCGAACAACCAGUCUUUAACAAUUAUGGAAAUAGAUCCCAACAUCAACAACACCAACACCAAUCAUCCAUGGGUGACGAAGAAUAUGAAGAUGAAGAUGAAGAUGAUAGUGGUGCAGAAUACAACAACUCACCACCUCAACAAGACUUGUCUUCAUCUCGGUCACAAUCAAGAUCACAUUCCCCUAUUUCUUCUCCAAGACAACAAACCCAUCAACAACAACCUCAAACUCAACAAACCCAACAACAACAACCAAAGUCAAAUCCAAUUCCAAUUUCAAUUUCAAAUCCAAUUCAACAACAAGUAUCAUCACUUUCAGCUGCUACACAACACCAACUUAAUCUUUUAAAGGUACAAUUACAAAAUACCUCUUCUUCAAACAAUUUUUCUAGUACAAACACAACACCAUCGAUGCAACAACAAACCAACCGAAUUUCACCAAGUUCUUCGACCAUUUCUUCACCCAAUGCACCAUUUACCGAUACUUUACCAAUCCUCAGAUCACCUCUUGCCAACAAAUCCAAUAAUAACAAUAAUAAUAAUAAUGGAGGUGGAUCAAAUUACAUCUCACCUGUACAUACUCCAUCCCACACUCCAUUACAUCUUUCUCCAAGAGCCCAUUCUCCAACCUUUUCUCUGUUGCCCGGACUUGGAAGUGGCAGCAAGUCACCUUCCUCCUCGGCAUCCAUGUCCCCAAGCAUGGCUUUGAAUCUCCUCAGUACCGUCUCAUCUACAGUGGCAGCCGUCGAAAUGUUGACCGAGAAAAAGAGAAAGGUCGAUGAUUUUACCUCACUCAAUGGUAACAAUCUACUUCCAUCCAUCUCUGAUGAAUUCAAAAAGUUAAAGGAAACAGUUGGUGGAUUUGGUAACCCACAUUCUCGUCAUGGUAGUGCUGCCAACAGUAAUCAUAAUAGUGAUGAUGAAUCAGAUCAUCAACAUAACAAACAAUCGUACAAGGAAGAAGAAUCCAACUUUUCAUUCUCACCAACCAAAAAAGUUAAAAGUUCACCUCCACCUUCAUCACUCAACAAUAACAACAACAAUAAUGCAGUAGUUGAAAAUUCUUCAUCCAUUUUAAAAUUGAUUUCUUGA